Molecule: messenger RNA, 5378 nt
Organism: Leptidea sinapis
Lineage: Eukaryota; Metazoa; Arthropoda; Insecta; Lepidoptera; Pieridae
Gene: bnl
Product: fibroblast growth factor 22
Exons: 5
Coding region: 410-1213 (267 amino acids)
Biological process (GO): regulation of cell migration; fibroblast growth factor receptor signaling pathway; cell differentiation
Cellular component (GO): cytoplasm
Molecular function (GO): growth factor activity; fibroblast growth factor receptor binding
Source: RefSeq, a predicted model, not a curated record
CUCGGCGUUGAACGUACACGUGCGUACGGCGCGCGCUAACCUACCGCACUCUCGAUAACAACGGACGCGGCUUGGGGUUCUGUGACAGGCAGUGUUAAGUUUUGUGUUCAUCUGAAAUUCAGCAACUACAGAUACCUCGUCUAUGAUGUUUCACAGUUUGUGUUGAGUUAAAGUUACAUUAACCACAGGUGAUUUGAUCUGGGAUAUGUUAGGAAAGUGACACUCGGUGAGCCGUGGUUUUGAAAAAUACCUCAGUGCUGUGAACGGUAUUUCGAAAGUGCAUCGAACCGCGAACUUCAGUAGUUGGUGAGGGGAGCCAUGCCGGCGCAGUGGAGUCGCCGCUCCUGAGCUGGGCGUCUGGCGUGGUCGGGCAGUAACGGCGCUCCCGCGGCUGCCAUGGGCGCGGGCCAUGCGAGCGCUCCGCCUGCUUGUGGCGGCGCUGGCAGUGGCAUCUUGCGCGGCGGCCCCGGCGCCCGAGCCCCGAGCGCAGCGCUCCGCCAACCUGAGCCACAUCACCGGCACCUCUCGGACUAUCCAGAUGUUCCUCAAGAACCGCUACCUGCAGCUCAUGCCCGAUGGCACCGUCAACGGUACUACAGACGGCAACAGCGUUUACACGAUACUUCAGCGUGCGACUUACAAAGUCGGCCUCCUGACGAUCCAGGGGGUUUCCACCUGCCUCUACCUCUGCAUGGAUGCCUGUGGGUUCCACUACGCAAAUAAGGAUCUCACGGACGACUGCGUCUUUGAAGAACACAUAGAAGAGAACAACUACAACACAUACUCGAGAAUACGAGUAGGAAAAAAAACAUUCCUGGCAUUAGACAACCGCGGGAAGGCGCGACGAACCCAGAUACCAGUCAAUAGACCUCUAGGGAAUCUCUCUGGGUAUGCACUCACUCUGACCAGACGGUGGGAUGGCCCGAGACAAACGCAAUGCCCUCCCCGUCGUCACAGAGGCAAGCUAAAACGACCUCCGCCCUUCCACAGAAACUGCCAGAAACGAGUACAGAAGCAAAACAUGAGGAAACGGAAGCACAAGAAAGCGAACGACCAAAAGAAGAAACAACGACAUCCGAAAGCGCGGAGAAAACAUGAGAACAGUACGACUACGACAGAGUCGUGGGACGAGUCGACAAUGUCGACCAUGUCGACGACAGACGGGGAGUUUUUUCGUUCGUCGACCGCGAUGGAGGCGGCAGGUCACCCGUGAGUCGGUCUCUUGUCGUGGUCGGAGCCGCCGUGGCGCUAGCACACUAGCACAGUUCCACAGUUACGCGCAAGAAUCUCUUAUCAUUCCUAUUCAACGCCCUUCCCAAGGAAAGGCCAUUGAAUAUCGCCAGUAAAUAAUGGGUUUUAAAUUUUUUAAUUAUAAAUCAAUCAUAUAUUUUAUCAAUAUUGUAUUUAGAUAAAACAUAAAAAUAGUUUUGGCAAAAGGAAAAACAUAAUUGACGUUUGACCAUGAUUUAGAGAACAGAGAGAUGGUAAUAUCUUAAUUUAAAAUGUUUAAACUAAAUCUGUCUCUCCACACUUCAUCUAGUCUAUUACUCUAUGAUACAUCAGAAUACUCAUCUAGAAGCAAAUUGUUGCAUUUAACAACGUUUGAUAUUAUGCUACCAAAGUAUGAAGUUAUCUAUCUCAAUCGUAUUCCUAGUUUGCUUUAAUAUAGUUGUAUUGGAUUCCAUUCAUGUGAGUUAUCAUGAAAUUAACUUAGAUUAUCGUAUUAUGAUUAAUCGAAUGUUUAUCGAGUCGAGAUUAAUGUUUUGUAAUGUGGAACCGUGUUAGGAAGGGUGAGCUGAGUUCGCAACAAACGAUUAAAUUGAAUAAUGUUUUGAGCGUAUUAGUCCGUCAAAACAGAUUGAAAAUAAAAACUUGUCUAUGCGUCUUGAAACACGUUUUAAAAAAAAUAUGCAUUCAGAGGCAGAUAAGAAAAACUUUUUAAAUUAUUACACACAAAAUAUUUAAGUAGGUAGGUACCUAAACAUAACUGACAACAUUAUGAAUCAGUCUAACUAUGAAUUUAAAUUCAAUAUUAAAUUGAAUUUAUAUGAAGACACAAAUCAAACCUAUCAAGAUUUCGGCCUUAAAUGCCACAACCGUUGCCCGUCAAUUUUAACAUCGACUAUGUCUUGCAACGGUCAGUUUACCUACUUUUUUGUCAUCCGAAAUCAUUUCCUAGUUAACCUCUAUUUAAUCAAGCUUAAGGCUCAAGAUCACGCCAACAACCCUCAGCGUUUGGGCGGAGCUAACAAACAACUAUAAUUCGUGUGAAAGUCAGCGGCACACUUCCUCCCGUCGCCCGCACAUGGACCCGCGGAUGGCCGUUUGUAGUGAAUAUAGUUAAAAGUCCCUUAAGUCGAAGUUAUAUGUUUUUUUUUAACUUUCAAAACGUUCGCUUUUUAGAGAAAUGAAAUAGCUAUUUUCGCUUGUUAGAGCGAUAAAAAUAUCACUGGUAGUUUAGAAGCAGUAGCAAAAUUAAAAGUGGAAGAUCAUUUCAAUAGUUUUUAUUAUAUCGUAUUUUACGAUUUACAAAAUUUUCAAACGUUCGGAUUCAGAUUACAUAUUCUGAACUCAUUGCAGAGCAUUAGACCCUCAAAGAUGAUCAUUUCACGACACCAGGAGCCUUAAGUGAUUUGUUUGUAGACGUUAUGCGGUACAAGGAACGAUUCAAAUUUCAAAUAGUUAUGAAUUCUCGAAUAUUUCAAAAGACACGUUAGAAAUGUAGCCUUGUUUGUUGCGAACGCAGUUCCGAGGUUAAAAUUGUACUUAGACGGGAGUGUUGAGGUGUAAUUUCUUAAGAAAUUGACUGAAUAUAAAUGACUGAGUAAUGUAGGUACCGUGAACCGUCGGAUUUGGAAUAGGCUAUCAUAGUGUACGUGCGGCGACGACUCGCUUCUGUUUAUAUUAAGUUGUGUUCUUCGAAGAAAGCGAUGUUGUGUCUCGAAAUAACGAAUAAUCGAACAAAGAGUACCUAAGUAUUGCAAAUUGAAACACAGAAUCGUUUGCUUCGAUCGGCAGGAAUCAUUUAGUGAUAUACUUUAAUGAAGUGACUAGUAGUUUAUAACUUGUAUCUAAUUUGUAAAUUAUUUAUUUUCCAUAGAGAAAUUUCGUAUUUUGUUAACGUUUUAGUUGAUGUUUUUAAUUCACUUGUCCCUUUAGUUACAUCCGAUGUAGAUAUUAGGAUGAGAUACGCUUGUAAUAUUAGAAAGCCAACUUUGUGUAUUAUAUUUAUAGCCGUUCUGUUAAUAUGUUAUGUAUAUGAUUUGAUUGGACAUGUAUUGUAUGAACAAAUGUAUGAAUGACAUUCUCGAUAUAACCUAUUCAUUAAUUUCAUCGAUUAUUUAUAAAUAAUAACAGCGGACUUUUAAAUGAAGCCAACAAACCGAGAAACCGUGGGUCAAAUAACUGUUUUCAGUAUAGAAUUAUCAAUAUAAAGCAAAUAUAAAAGUAGAAUUUAAUGCGAUUUUCAAAAUAUUUAAAUUUCAUCGGUACAUUAAUACGCACAAAUGUUUAUACCUACCUAACUAUCCAAGCAAUGAAAAGUUUGUAUUUCAUGGUUUGAGACACCGCUAUUAAUAUUGUCCGCUAGUAAUGAAUAUUGAAAAGGUUUAUGAAUAUACAAGCUUAUAAAUGUACGUCUAUUAUUUAUGUCUGUUAUGUAAAUUAAAAAAAAAUGUACUACAUUAGCAUUUAGCAUGUUUAUCAUCACAGUAAUGACUCAUUCUGAAAUUCUGUUGUAAAUAUUCAUUAUUUCACUCGCCUCGAACAGUAUUGGUGAAAAUUUGUUCUCCUAUAAGUUUCUAUAGAUUAAUAAUUUUGUAUCGAAUAAAUUAUGCUUCGCCCCUCAUAAUAUGGUUCUAUGUUUCCUUUAGAACAGACAUUGCCGGCAACAAUGUUACAAAAAUUUUAAGAACUAGAAGCUGUUCAAGUACUUUUCAACAAAUAGUGCGUACAAUACUAUUGUCAAUUAAAAAUUAUGUAAAAUAGUCUAUCUACUGUGUAAAAAAUUCUAUGUCGAUUUAAUCGUAUAAUAAAUACCAAGAAAUGUUUCAGUCGAUUUUGCAAAUAGUCGAUCAAAUCUUGAGUAUUCAGUUAUAUAAUUCCAAUUAAUAUUACCUAAAGAUGUGCCAUAAUAUCCCUUAAAAGUUGUAUUUUUUAAAUGAUUAUUUACUCUCAGAUUUAGUAAAAGAAUGUUUAAACACACAUAUUUCUUUAAAUACAUUGCCGCAUCAGUCCACAACAGUUAAAGAAAGUAGAUAAGAACUAACAAAAUAUAAAAAUUGACGUCUACUCAAUCCGACAGCUGAAUAAGUAAUGACCACAAUUCAACCCAUUUACUGUAGGGGGCGCCUCUCUAUACUAUAAAGCAUAUAUUUUAUAGAAUGAAUUACUUUGUGGAUUGAUUUCUGGAUAUUCAUCAGUUCAAUGGAAAGCACCUUAAUCUUCCCACCAAUGAAUGGCUUCAUUCCCACCUAAAGUUAGGGAUCCAAUGGGGAACUGGGUCAAACAGUAUUACUUAUAUAAUUACGAUACCUAUGCAUUUUUACGGUAACGGUAUUCGUGGUUGAAAUGAAAUUUAAUUUUGAAUGUUUGUUUGAAUGAGGAUCAUGGAUAUAUUAUAUAAAUUCAAUUAUAAAUGUAAGCUCAAAAAACUUAAGUAAGCCUUGAAGUAUUCGCCAUGAUUUGUGUCAAUAAUAACUGGUGAUAUUAUGUACCUAACUAAAUUUUACUCUGUAAUUUUGGAAGUAAUAGAAAUCCACAGAUGAGCGAUAUUUAUCGAUACUGGCGUAUGUUUAAGUGGAAAACAUCGAUACUAACAACAUAUAUAUUGAAAUAUAAUUAUUUAUAACAUUAUAUAACUACACAUUACACAUAAGCACUUAGAGUGACUUACAGCUGCUUUUUGUGACCUGUUUAGCACUAACCUUAAAACUUUUUAAUAGACUAAUAAAAUUAUGAUUGUUAUUUUUUUAUUAGGUAUUUAUUACAUAAUUUCAUUAAUGUCGCUCAUUCCUAUAGUAUCCGCAACACAUAUUCACUCAAAUAUUAUAACAAUUCAAAGCGGAAUGGCCUUUCUACUUCUGCUUUUCACACUUUACACACACACAACAUACGGCAUGAAGUGCAAAAUACAAGGGCGCAUUCCGUCUGUUUGGCGAUUUAAGGUUAUCAGCUAUGUAUUAACUUAAAGUUCGACAAGCAUUUUAUUUUUAAAUUUAAUAUUUUUUUAAUAUGAUCCUCAAAUUGAAUGAACUGUUGAAAGGUUUUAAAUAUAAUAAUAAUAAUUCUUACGUUAAUUAAAAGAUUGAUAGAAACAUGUAGACAAUAACUUUUUACAGCCUCUUAUACCGAGAAAUAAAAAUGAUUCUUAAACGAAA